AUGGUCAUGGACAGAGAGCAAGAAGAGAUGCAAUUUCUUGGGGUCUUUGGCAUAUACAAAGAAGCCCACAAGAUCGUCUUGUCAUUUGGAAAGAUCUUCAGCCAGAUAACUCUUGCCUUGAUCCUCCCCUUAUCUCUUAUCUUCCUAGCACACCUCGAGGUCUCCAAUGUUCUCUUAGCAAAGAUUACGAACAACGAAGUAGAGUUAGAUCUCGCGACAAAAGCUGGCACGCAGAGAUACAAUAAAUUAUCUGAUCAUAUCUCCUCCGAAUUCGCCUAUCUUUGGCUCUUCAAAGCUGCAUAUCUCACCCUGUUUCUUAUUUUCUCUCUGCUUUCAACCGCGGCUGUUGUUUACACCGUAGCUUGUAUUUAUACUGGCCGAGAAGUGAGUUUCAACAAGGUUAUGAGUGUUGUCCCCAAGGUUUGGAAGAGGCUGAUGGUCACCUUUCUGUCUAUCUUCAUCGCUUUUUUCGCAUACCAUGUAGUUGCUUUCCUGUCUUUUUCGGUAGCGUUCGUUGCAUGGGCAGUUUUUAUUGGAGACAGACCCAAAGUUCUUUAUUCAUUUGGGACUGUUCUGUUGGUUCUGUACUUCGUGGGGCUUGUGUAUAUGACCGUAGUUUGGCAAUUGGCUAGUGUUGUGUCUGUGUUAGAAGAGGUUUGUGGGUUCAAAGCCAUGGCCAAGAGCAGGGCACUCAUCAAAGGGAACAUGUGGAUGGCUAUAUUUAUAUAUUUCAAGCUGAAUCUAUCUACUGCUUUAGUACAGAUGGCAUUUCAGAAACUAGUUGUUCACGGGGUGUCAGUUGACAUGGUGAGUAGAAUAUCAUAUGGGGUUAUUUGUUUAUCGUUGCUUCUUGGAUUGUUUUUGUUUAGACUUGUUAUCGAAACAGUGAUCUAUCUUGUUUGCAAAUCGUACCACCAUGAAAAUAUUGACAAGUCUGCUCUGUCGGAUCACCUUCAAGUUUAUCAGGGAGAGUAUGUUCCUUUGAACUCUAAGGAUGUCCAGUUAGAGCAAUUUUACGUGUGA
Dovyalis caffra is the source of this 1023-nucleotide messenger RNA. NCBI's taxonomy places the organism in Eukaryota, Viridiplantae, Streptophyta, Magnoliopsida, Malpighiales, Salicaceae. The record is from the annotation of a GenBank genome assembly.